Molecule: messenger RNA, 723 nt
Organism: Closterium sp. NIES-65
Lineage: Eukaryota; Viridiplantae; Streptophyta; Zygnematophyceae; Desmidiales; Closteriaceae
Source: the annotation of a GenBank genome assembly
AUGCCCUAUGAGCCCCUUCCCUCAUUCUUCCCGAUCACUCUCGAGGAGGCGGAGGAGGAGGAGGAGGUGGUCGCACCUCCUGCUAUGCCCUAUGUCCCUACCGCGGUCCCCACCCCACCUCCGCCUUCGGUCUACCCUCGUGUGAUUCCCCCUGCCCCGCCUUUUCCCUCCUCACCCCCCUUGGCUUCCCCUCCUCCUCCUGUUACUCCAUCUCCCCUUCCACCCUCCAUCCCUCCUGCACCUACUCCGCCCUCUUCUUCGUCUUCCACGGCGCCGCCCGUUGGUGAGGGGGGGAUGGAGGUGCCACCGUCUGUGGAGAUCACCGACGGGCAGCGCCUUGAGACUGAGCAGCUGCAAGACGAGAGCAGUAUGGAUGGAGUACAGCAGAGUGAGGGGCAGGAGACAGGGGAGCAGCAGACAGGGGAGCAGAAGAUUGGGGAGCAGCAGACAGGGGAGCCGCAGACAGGGGAGCAGGAGAUGUGGGGAAUUAGAGAUGUUGGUCGUGUGUUGGUUUCUGGGACGACCACUGCACCACUGCGUCGCUCCACUCGCAUCACUCGUGGUGUCCCGCCUGUUCGAUACGCAUGGGCUGUAGUGGUUGAGCCAGCGGGCUUGGAUGACGAGGAGGAGGACGAGGAGUGGACUAACCUGGACCCGGACGGCCUUGCUAUAGUAUGGCAGGGGAGUGUUAGAGGGCCCUACGACAGCAAUGGCCUUCGUUGA